Messenger RNA from Alternaria triticimaculans, 1101 nucleotides. RefSeq lists its product as uncharacterized. The record is from RefSeq and is a predicted model, not a curated record. Gene Ontology annotation, molecular function: catalytic activity. The coding region runs from base 1 to 1101 and encodes 366 amino acids. NCBI's taxonomy places the organism in Eukaryota, Fungi, Ascomycota, Dothideomycetes, Pleosporales, Pleosporaceae. The transcript has a single exon.
AUGGCAUCAGAAGACGAGUUCCAGCUCUUCACAUCCCUGAGAUACGAUCCACUACUGCUCCAAUCCGAGGAAAACUCCAGAGCCAUCUUGAACUUCGUCACGCCGUCACCCUUCUACAUGCUCGCAUACCACCGAGACCGGAUGGUGGAAGCCGCACAGCACUUUGACUUUUUCGAAGUCGAGAAAAGACUGGAAGAUGGGAAGACUUUGCAUGAGGAACUCUUGAAGCGAGUGCAAGACGAGAUCAAGAAAACCGGAAAAGAUGAAGCAAUGAAGGUACGACCUGCGUUAAACCAUCUCUACACAUUACUAAGAACAACCCAGCUCCGACUCCUAUUCGACAAAGCCGCCAAUCUAACCGUGGAAUUCACCCCAAUACCAGCCGUCCCCCUAUCAACCCUCUACCCCCCAUCUCUAAACCCACCAUCCCCAUCCCCACCCCACCAUCCCGCCAACCCCAACACCACCACCAACACCACACAACCAUUCACGCCCUCUCCCCUAACAGGCGGCGCCCUACACCUCGGUCCCACAGACAGCCUCCCAGCCGGCGAUUCCUCCCAAUCAUCUCGAUCCUCCCAACCCCCUCCACCCCCCGAAUGGAAAAUUCGCUUAGACACAGCGCCCACCCCCUCCUCCCCCUUCACCCUCCUCAAAACCACAAAGCGCGAAAUGUACGACCAAAGCCGUCUCCGCGCCUUACCCCCCAACCCCGCUGGUCCUGCUUACCGCGAAGUCAUGCUCUACAACGAAGUCCGCGAGUUAACCGAAGGCACACUAACCUCCCUCUAUCUCUUCCGCGGGGGACGGUGGGUUACGCCGCCUGUAGGCGUGCCGUCAAGCGAAUUUUCGAGUAAGACGCUGAGGGAUGAUGGGGCGGAUGAGGGGGAGUUGAGGAAGCCGUUUGCGGGGAGGUGGGGGCAUAGUACGAGGAGUGCAAAAGUGGGGGCUGGGGGGCAGAGGGUGACGAGUAGGAGGUGGGCGCUGGGCAGUGGGUUUUGUAUGGAGGAGCCGGUGGGGAUUGAGACUGUGGAGGUGGGGGAGGGGGUGUGGGUUAGUAAUGGGGUUAGGGGGUUUGGGUUUGGGAGGGUUGUUGGGUAG